ACUCCGGUAAAAGGUAACGGCACUCCAUGCAGUUAUGCCGGCCACAUGACCUUGGAGUUGUCUUCGCCUUAGAAAUGGAGAUGAGCCCCAACCCCCGGAGUCAGACACAGCUAGACUUAAUGUCAGGGGAAAACCUUUACCUUUACCUAUGCAGAAUAAGUCUCUCCACAACUUCAGAAAUAUAGCACAAUAAGGAGAUUGGUCUAUAGCAGGCAUAGGCAAACUUUGGCCCUCCAGGUGUUUUGGACUUCCAACUCCCACAAUUCCUAAUACCUGGGGGGCUGGAGUUUGCCCAUGCCUGGUCUGUAGCUUUUUGGAUCAUUAUGUUCUUUGCCUGAUAAAAUCUCAAUAAAUUAAAGUGCAUUGUAAGUGUAAAAUGAUGACGAAGAUGUUAUGUUAAAAAUGAUAUGCUUCAGUCAACAGAACGUCUAGACCCUAGCUAUAAAUGCCCAGUCCCUAUUAUUUAUUUUAUUUAUAUCCUGCCUUUCUCUACCCCGAAGGGCACUCAAGGCAGCUUACAAACAGCACUUCUACAGUGCCUUGGGAAUAAAAACAUAAACUUGAAAUAAAAAUUAGAUUAAAAUUGAUACAUAUACUGUAUAGAAGCAUAAUUAAAAUACAUUCAAAUGUUAAAACAUGUCCCUAGGUUCCCUGAUAAUAUUUUGUUAUCUGCACUUCAUCCAAUACCCUAUGUUACGCUGUUUGCACUAUCCCACGUCCAGUCCUUUUAUAGUCUGGUCAUUCCCAUUGUGCUACUGGUUAUUGGUUUUCCUGAGCAUGGUUUGGACUGAAUCCCAACGCAGCCGUUUUAUAUUGAUGUUUUAUUUUAAUUGUGUUUUUUAUCUGGAUUGUUAUAUUUCAUUAUGUUUUUAUUUUAUCUGUGUCAUGCUUUAAUGGAUGUUUUGUAUUUUUGUCUUGUGAGCAUUUUGUCCCAUAAGUAAGCUGUCCUAAGUUCCUUUGGGGAGAUGCUCUUUGACCUUGUAAAACUAGAACUCCCAGAACUCCACAGCAUUGAGCCAUGGCAGUCAUAGCGGUGUCAGAUUGCAUUAAUUCUACGCUGUAGAUGGGUUCCAGAAGUGUUUCAGAAAGUGAGAAACCAAGGGAAAACAAUAGUAAAAAUAUAAUUUGAGAAUCAGAAGAGAGAAUUAUAGGUUGAGCAUCCUUUAUCUGAAAUGCUUAGGAGCAGAAGUGUUUUGGGUAUUGGAUUUUUUUGGCAAUAUUGGAAUAUCUUAGUAGCUGAAUGAGGAUUCAGUCAUUAAUACUAUGUAACAAAAUUUGAAACAUUUUCUGUUCCUGGUUUGAAAGUACUAUUUCCUGUUUAAUUGUGCAGUACAGUAGAGUCUCACUUAUCCAACAUAAACGGGCCGGCAGAACGUUGGAUAAGCGAAUAUGUUGGAUAAUAAGGAGACAUUAAGGAAAAGCCUAUUAAACAUCAAAUUAGGUUAUGAUUUUAAAAAUUAAGCACCAGAACAUCAUGUUAUACAACAAAUUUGACAGAAACAGUAGUUCAAUACGCAGUAAUGUUAUGUAGUAAUUACUGUAUUUACAAAUUUAGCACCAAAAUAUCAUGAUAUAUUGAAAACAUUGACUACAAAAAUGCGUUGGAUAAUCCAGAACGUUGGAUAAGCGAGUGUUGGAUAAGUGAGAUUCUACUGUACUUACUUUGAAAGUACAGUAGAGUCUCACUUAUCCAAGCUAAACGGGCCAGCAGAACCUUGAAUGUUGUUUGUCUGUUGGCAUUGAAUGUUUGCCAUAUAUGUGUUCAUUGUAAUCCGCCCUGAGUCCCCUUCCGGGUGAGAAGGGCGGAAUAUAAAUACUGUAAAUAAAUAAAAUAAAUAAAUACAAACACAACCCUGUACAAGAUGCUUCAACAAGAAGAUGGGAAAUGUUCAAGACACCAUGACAAAGUUGAAAAACCAACUCAUGUGGAUGGACUCUGGCCUAUAUGCCAACAUUUCCCUUCCUCUUCAUUAUAUCAGUCCAUGUUCCUUUUGAUAAGCCACUCAAACUAGGCUCCUCGGGAAGUGUGCCUUGCCGAUAGGGCUUGGGAUAACUAUUCUUGGCCUUCCUUUGGUGCCUCAGCAUUGUACUUGGAAAACGAAGCAAGUAUAGCCUUGCAGUUGUAGGAAGACAGCAGAAGUGCCUGGCUGGAUCAUGGCAAAGGGAUGUCUCCUCGAUUAUUUUGUUCCCAGUGGUGAAAAGCCAAAAGAGUUUCCUGUAAAGAUGAGUAAAAGUGUUUCUCAAAGUUCUCCAGGAGUUGCUGUUUCGGUUCUGGUUGCUAUUGUCUUAUGUUGCAAAGUCUGUGUUGGAGAAACCAUCUACGCAGAGAAAGGUUCAUCGCCGGAGCUUCCAUGUCCAUGUCCGUCUUGCUCUGGAGAUCUCACCAGGGCAGUGUCCUGGUACUUUGACCACCAAGGCCAUACAACACCUCUCUUUCAAAAACUGGAGAGCAGUCAUGUGAUAAAGCGUCUCCCAUCUUCCUGGGAUCGUCUUGAAGUGCUUCAGAAUUACGCCCUUCGCUUUCGCAACCUCACAGAUAAUGAUACUGGACGAUACUGGUGUGAAUUGGGCAAUUACUAUGACCUUUUGGUUGUCACUGGCAGAAAGCUAAUUUUGGAGAGCAAUGAGACCAAUACUACAUGCUAUGUCUUGAGUUGCUCCAUCUCAGGCAAGAAGCUACUCAGGGAUGUGGGCACUUGGUGGGAAGGUGGAGAACAAAUCCAGCAGGAAGACAAAGAGGAGAGACACAGCGUCUUCAGAGGGCAAAGAGCAACACAACUGCACAUUUGCUUAGAAAAAGAGACCAAGGAGAGGAAAGUAAAAUGCCAGUUUCCUCUGAAGACAGAGAUCAUCUUCACUUUGACUGUGAAUGAAGAGGCUCUUGCUAGCAGGUUGCUGCCUAUUUCACAGGCAAAAGACUGUUUGUUGACUCAAUGUCUCGAAAGCAGAGAAAAUGGAGGGCCCUGGAUACCACUGGCUGUUUGUGUUGCAUUGCAGUUUUUCAUUAUAUUUGCUCUGGGGAUGAUACUCUGGAGAAGGAUCUGCAGGGAGAAACACGAAAAGCAUCUCAAAGGGCUCCAGAAAGAUGUUUCUAAGCCAGUGUACAAAGCACAAGUCUAUGAGAAUGUCAAGAACAGAUCAGAAAAGCUGUGACAAAGGGAAAAUUCGGCUUCAGACUGAGUCAAUCAAUCCUGGACCACACCCAGCAACUUUGAAAACAUGGUCAUAUUUUUCUUUCCCAGUUUAAAUUAUUUUCCUCUGGAUCUCUUUGUGAAUAUUCCAGUGAGGAAUACCCUCCUAAAGAUCUAAACAAAUCUUUCCCAUUCAUCUGAUUUGUGAAUGUGUUGAACCUAGUGCCAUUGGAAACUACCUAGACUUGCACCAACCUACAAAAUGCAAAAAAAAAACACCCUUCCAAACUCUAAAAAUGAAACCAGUCCACUAUUGGGAUACACUUGUAGUUUUGAGAGAAAAUUGCUCACUGAAAGGAAUGUUGUAUUCUUUUCCUGCUAAUUUUGGGGGAUGGUUGUGGAAGAUCAGAAAGAGCCUUAUGUCUUAUGUUUUAAUGGUCUUAAUUAUUUUACUCACAGUUAUAUGUUUAUUGUUUAGAUAUUAUGAUGUGGUUUUUACAUGUAUAUUGGCAUUGAAUUUUGCAAUUAUUAUGUUGUAAACUGCUUUAGUCCUCUCAGGGGUGAGAAAAGCGGUAUAAAAAUGCAGAAAAUAAAUAAUAUCCCCACCCCCAACUUGGGCUGCACACAAGAAAUAGUCUUAAUAAAACCCAUAUGAAGGAAAUAUAAUUCUGUAGGUCUAGGGCUACAUGUAGAGUUAAUGUAGUUUAACACUCCUUUAACUACUAUGGUGCAAUGCUAUAGAAUCCUGGGAUUCAUAGUGUAGCAAAGCACAUAUACUCCUUUACAGAAAAGGCUGAAAACCUCAUCAAACUACAACUCUCAUGAUUCUGUACCAUUAAGCCAUGGUAGUUCAAGUGGUAUUGUUAUAGAAACCCUGGUAACCCAAAGAGAACCUCAAAACCCAGAGUUAUGGAAGAGCAAAGCCCAAGAUUUUCUUUCACUCAGAAACCUAAUUUAGGCUAAAUCCACAGAUGAUUUUUAGCCUGGACACACAGGUUCCGUAUAUACACAGUCACAGGGGGAAUAUAGGAAAUCCUAUCACCCUUCAGACUGCAAGCAUAAUCCUCUAACAAUACCUUUGCCUUCCUAACAAUGGAGCCCAGCCAAAGGUUGCAGAAGUUACUCAACACCCAGACAGAUCCUCUUUUUGGAAACCCAUUCAAACUAUGCCAACACCCUUGUCACCCAUUGUUUAACUGGUCAAGAACCAUUGUUUUAUUCUGGGUUAGACAGGAAUUGAGCUAUUAGCACCCAUCAAUUCAAAUUCUACCCACAUUCUUUACCUUCAUGCACCCAUGAGAGUAGGGACCAAGAAACUGCUACAAAACUUCAAAUUGAGCAAGGACAAUUUAUUAAAGUUCCUGCCAGACUCAAGAACUAAGUAGCGGCGGCAGCAAUGACACACAGUGCGUCUCAACCAAACAGCAGUGGAAUCCUAACUGGCCCCAAAUUAAGUCAAUCAGCACUCAGAGUGGCAAAAUUCCUUUGUUUUGAACUGCUGUCUGUGGCAUGUCAGUUUUUGGGAGCCCAGACCCUGCUGGCAUCUAUUUUGGCGAAGUGAAUAAAGCCUCUGUGCCUUUUCCUUCAAUCCAUUUGUGUCUCAUUCGAUUUUUGAAGCUAGGCACGCUGCGCCCUGAACACACGAUUUUAGCUGAGCUGAAAUCACAUAACAAUACCAAAUUGCAUUAGUUCUACAGUGCAGAUGCACCCUAGAUGUAUAAUUAUGAACAGUGAGACAGCUGUCUGAGGCUGCAGAUAGCGGAGAGCAGAUACCAGGUAUUGGAGGAUGGUAUGGGUGAUAUGCAACCUGCUCACAUGUGGUCCCUCAGGUGUGUUGCUUUCAAAUAUAGAAUUAUAGAUUUGGAAAACACCCCAAAGGACAUUGAGUUCAAUCCCAUUCUGCCAUACAGGAAUACACAAUCAAAACAUUCAUGACAGUUUGCCAUUCUUCUUCUGUAUACAAAUCACCAGAGAAUAAUCCACCACACCCUGAGAUGAUGUAUUCAACUGCUGAAGCAGCUCUUGCUAUUGGGAAGUUCUUCCUAAUAGUCAGUUGAAAUCUCUUCCUGUAGUUUGAAUUAAUUGCUUCAUAUCCUAAUAUCUGUAGCAGCAGAAAACAAGUUUGUUUCCUCUGCAAUAUUCCAUCUUUUCAAAUAUAUCAACAUGGCUAUCAUGUUCUCUCUCAAACUUCUCCAAACUAAACAUACCCAGCUCUCUAAGCUGAUUCUGAUAGUGCUUAGCUUCCAGCCCUUCUUUGAACAUGCUCCAGAUCUGAUUAAAGCCGAAUAUAUUGUUACUAUUACUUCCCUUGUUGUAGAUGUUAUCCUAGUAUGGAAGAUGUUGUUCCACCACCGCUGUUGCAGAAAAAUGCAACAUUCCUCCUAGUUGUCUACAUGUGAAUGGAAUAGGAGAAACUGGAACUCAUGACUCAGGCAGCAAAAUGACUAAAGCUAGCCUUAUAAAUGAGUUGUGUAAAUGUGUCAGAUUGAAAUACUGGCCACCCUUGGGUAUGGACCACUUCUUUCUCAUGAAAUAUUCUCCAUUUACAGAGUUAUUUUUUAGAUUUGUUUCUGGCUCAAAAUUUAUAGAAAGAAACACUUGGUAACAUUAAUCUGCGUGUGACUUUUUUGUUCAAUUGUAGCCUGUCACCAUCAUGAAAUAUACCCCUUUGAAACUGUGUCCAUAUUUUAGAAGCACCCUGUAAAUGAGUGGAUUUAUUACUGUGUUUUUAAAAGGUUUAAUAGAGACUGCCAAAUGGAGAAAGUGAAUCAUGGCAUUGUGGAAAUGUUUUCUUUUAAAAACCUCUCCCUCAGCCUUUUCUGCUUCAAUGUAAACCACCCCAUCCCCUCCCUGAAAUUAUUUUUCAUAUGUGGGAAAGCAUAUAACUUUGGUAACCUUUGUGUUUUACCCUCAAAGGAGAAUAUGCUUUUAAGCAGGCAAUGCUGUUUAAGCAGGCUUUUAACAGUUAAGCGGGGGGGGGGGGGGGGCAGUUAGAUUGGAUGUUUUAUUUAUGUUUUGUUUGCUUAUAAAAUGAUUGAAAUAAAAUGGUUUGAGUUGUGUUUAAAUCAUAUUGGGAAUGUAUUUAAAUCGUCUGUCUCCUGGAGCUGACCGUCACACAGUUGGAGAAAAGCUGCAUACAAUUGAAGAGAGAGAGAAAGGGGUGGUCACACCAAAGAGGCUUGAACAGAAUAGCGUCAAGGACUGCAUGAGAUCAGGUUGAGGGUCAGAUAUAUCCCUAAGGCCAGAAACCCCCCACCUCUGAAAUGUGGUCUCAGGUUGCCAAGUUGUCACCAUGAUGCCAUGCCAAAGUUCAGUGAAGGGCCACUUCUCCGUUCCUUUCAUGCUUCCUUUCAUGCUUCUCUGUAAACUUCUACAGCUGUGAAGUUUGACAGGACAUAAAAAUGUGACAUAAAAAUUUGCACAUGCAUUUUACAUCACUGGAAAUGUCUGUAUUUGGAGGCACUUCCCCAAACACAGUAGACACUCUGUUAACUGGAGUUCCAGGAACUUGAACUCUCAAGCACCUGGGAAAAAAAGUUUUAAGUAAAAUUGCACACUGCAUUCACAAAGCUGUUUUUAUAAUACAGUAAAAUUGUGUGGCAUUAAGGAAAGUUUGUCUUUAUUUGCUUUUAAUUACUGUAUUUCAAUAUUAAUGUCAAGUCAAGGCAGAAUAUGUUGGAAAUAGCAACCUUCUACAAGCCUCCUAUGCUAGUUAUUUGUUAUGUAUAUAUUAGAUUGAUUAUUAUAUUAUAUGUACUAGCUUGAGGCCCUGCAGUGCCCAGGUUGUUAGAAGAAGGCAUUGUUUUUGGAUGUUAGGUAAUAGCACUUAAGUUUGGUCCAGAUCCAACAUUGACUGGGUUCAGUGCUCUCUGGAUAAGGGUGAAUUACAACUCCCAAAUUCCCAAGGCAAUCACCCCCAAACCCUGACAGUAUUCGCAGUUGGCCAUGUUGGGUCUGUGUGCCAAGUUUGGUUCAGAUCUGACGACGGCUGGGUUCAGUGCUUUCUGGAUAAGGGUGAACUACAACUGCCAGAUUCCCAGGGCAAUCACUCCCAAAUCCUGGGCUGGGUUCAGGACUCUCUGGAUAAAGGUGAAUUAUAACUCCCAGAUCUGAGAUCAAUCACCCUAAAAUCAGGCCUGUAUGCACAGUUGGCCAUGUUGGGUCUGUAUGCCAAGUUUGGUCCAAAUUUGACGUCGGCUGGGUUCAGUGCUUUCUGGAUGAGAGUGAACUACAACUCCCAAAAUCCAGGUCCAUUCCCACUAACCCCUGCAAUAUGUUCAUUUGGUCAUGGGGCUUCUCUGUGCCAAGUUUGGUCCCUGUCCGUUGUCUGUGGGGGUCACAUUUUCUCUGGAUGUAGGUGAACUAUAACUCCCAAAAUCAAGGUCCAUUCCCACUAACCCCUGCAGUAUGUUCAUUUGGUUAUGGGGCUUCUCUGUGCCAAGUUUGGUUCCAGUCCAUUGUCGGUGGGGAGUCACAGUAUCAGUGAACGUACUGGAAGUCCCAUCAAGAGUGACAAGUUUGGUCUCUUUCCCAAACCUCUUGUUCAGUUGCGGAUCAAUUCAUCUAUUAACUGUGUGAUAUUGGAAAGAGUAGGAAAGGGUUGAGGGAGAGGCAGUGGGCGGGUUCAUGCAAAUUACGGAACCCUGGGAUGUCCAUUCUGGAGGAAAAACAGAACAUCUGGGACCCCGUAUGAAAGCCUUCACUUGGGUGUGGGGCAGAAUGGUGUUUGUGGAGGACACUGGCAGGGUUUGGGCUACCUGUUCAUGGUGAUCACUAUAACCUGCAUGUCAGUGGAGGGAGGGCCAUUGGUGUCUCCUGCUCAGUGGGAACUAUUGCUGUUUGUGAAGGCAGGAGGCUGUCUGUCUAAGUGGACACCUCCACCACAUACACACAUACAUAUUUUUCACCUUUAUUAUGUGUAUAGAAGAUAGAUAGAAGAUAGAUAUAGAUAUAUUGGUAUGCAGUUUUUCCCUCAAUUCUGGGAGGGACUACAGACCAUGUGACCAGAUCUGGAACUGUUUUGUUCAGUUGAGUAUAGUAUAGUAAUUGGUAUACAUUAGAAGUUAGUUGAGUACAGUAUGCAUCAGAAGAGAGUGUUAGUCUGUAUGUAGCAGAGAAAGGACUGAAACAGAAUGCUUAAAGAACAGACUGUUUAAACUUUGAACCAGUAAACAAUGUACCUGUAUUUUGAAUACAUGAAGUUUUGUAAAUAAACCAACUAUGUUAACUUUUAACAAAAACUA
Messenger RNA from Anolis carolinensis (green anole), 8374 nucleotides. It is a transcript of the gene ly6g6f, whose product is annotated as lymphocyte antigen 6 family member G6F. The coding region runs from base 2155 to 3153 and encodes 332 amino acids. The transcript is spliced from 6 exons. The record is from RefSeq and is a predicted model, not a curated record. Lineage: Eukaryota; Metazoa; Chordata; Lepidosauria; Squamata; Anolidae.